Molecule: messenger RNA, 680 nt
Organism: Parathielavia appendiculata
Lineage: Eukaryota; Fungi; Ascomycota; Sordariomycetes; Sordariales; Chaetomiaceae
Exons: 1
Coding region: 407-628 (73 amino acids)
Source: RefSeq, a predicted model, not a curated record
AAGCUCAUAUCUUUCUUUCUAAUUGACUGCUCUGAACGCCUUCCAAGCCUGCUAAAUUACACCUGCUUCCGUGACUCCAUGCCCUUGUUCUGAGUGCCAUAUCUUUCAACAGGGCUAUGAUAAACAGGCUUACGUUCAAGCUAAUAGCGCCAUUUUGGCUCGCUGUUGUCUUUUGGAGGAAGGAGAGGCCUGUCGGGACGUACUGUAGUAAGGUGGUGGAACGGUCACUAUACUUGUAACGGCCCCAGCUACUUGACUGUGAGCCGUACUGGCCUGCACUGAGUCCAGUACAGUGCUUCAAAUGCUGGAGAUGGGGCUAUACGCAACACCACUGUAGAUCGACAGCGCUGUGCUCCCGGUGUGGGACGAAGGCCCAUGGGGAGGGCGGCAGGGAUGGAGAGUCCCAAUGCCCAACUCACAACAGCGAGAUCCCGCUCCGGUGUCCGGUUUGCGGAGGGAGGCACCCGGCCUGGUCGAAAGAAUGCUCUGUAAAGUCAAAGGUCCUGGCAAAGGCCAAGGAGGCCUACCAGUUCCGACCGCGGACCUACGAAGCAGUCUCAACUAUACACCCCAACACAGGUACCACCACCGCUACUCUCGCCCCACUCAACUUCGAUUUUACGAAUAGAGAAGAUAACGACGACGGCUACCAAGUGGUCAGUAGGAAGAGGCUAAGGGGG